This is a messenger RNA of Gambusia affinis (western mosquitofish), 3458 nucleotides long. It is a transcript of the gene prodha, whose product is annotated as proline dehydrogenase (oxidase) 1a. Lineage: Eukaryota; Metazoa; Chordata; Actinopteri; Cyprinodontiformes; Poeciliidae. Gene Ontology annotation, molecular function: proline dehydrogenase activity; FAD binding. The record is from RefSeq and is a predicted model, not a curated record. The transcript is spliced from 14 exons. Bases 110 to 1987 code for a protein of 625 amino acids. Gene Ontology annotation, cellular component: mitochondrion.
CUCGCGCGCUCAUUACACAACCGUCACCCAUUGAAGCAGCAGCCAAGCAGCACGGAACUGAUCACUGCGGUUUAAAAAAAAAAAAAACUCAUUAAAAGAAGGGGGAAGUAUGUCCUACACAAAGUUUGUUGCGUCUCUUGCUCGAGCGAAGUCGGGAAACAUCAACAAAAUUCGCAUUUCACCUUCAAGAUGUCGGUCAACUGUGGCAUCCCCGAAGAGCCAGGAAGAGAAGGAGCCGCAGCGGCAGUUAGAGGGCUGCACGGUGGUGGAUGCUGUCCCAAUAGAACUCAUCAGCCAGACCAAAAACGCCAAAGACGUGCGUCUGAAGAGAGUUCACAUCGACUUCGACAACACCGAAGACGCAUACAAAAGUAAGAAUAACAUCGAGCUGCUGCGAAGUCUGCUGGUCUUCAACCUGUGUACAAUUGACAUCCUUGUCGAGAAGAAUAAGGAGCUGAUGGAACUCAGUAAGAAACUGCUGGGUCAGCGGUUGUUUGAGAAGCUGAUGAAGAUGACCUUCUACGGUCAGUUUGUGGCAGGGGAAGACCAUAACGCUAUUAAACCUUUAAUCCGCAAGAACCAGGCUUUUGGUGUGGGGGCAGUGCUGGACUACAGUGUGGAAGAAGAUCUGACACAAGAGGAGGCAGAGAAGAAAGAAAUGGAUUCCUGUGUUUCCAAGGCAGAGAAGGAAAGCCCAGGUGCAGGUCAUCGUGAAAAGAAGUACAAGGCCCACCGUCAGUUUGGGGACAGACGUGGCGGUGUCAUCAGCGCUCGCACAUACUUUUAUGCCGAUGAAGCCAAAUGUGACAAUCAAAUGGAGACGUUCAUAAACUGUAUUAAAGCGUCAGGUGGAGCUUCAAAUGAUGGAUUCUCUGCAAUUAAAAUGACUGCACUGGGACGACCACAGUUCCUUCUUCAGUUUUCAGAGGUCCUUGUCAAAUGGAGGAAGUUCUUUAACUUCCUCGCUGAACAGCAAGGAAAGUCUGACAUGACUGCUUUGGAGAAAAGACUGGAACUGGAGCAGCUGAAGGAAAGUUUGACUCAAAUGGGUGUAGCAGCCAGAGAUGACAUUGAGAACUGGUUCACUGGGGAGAAGCUGGGUUUGUCAGGAACAAUUGACUUGCUGGACUGGAACAGUCUGAUAAAUGAUACAACAAAAAUGUCCAAUCUGCUCAUGGUGCCAAAUCUUGAGACAGGCCAGCUGGAAUCUUUGUCAAUCAAGUUUUCUGCCGAGGAGGAGAGCCAGAUGAAGCGAAUGCUGCAGAGAGUUGACAUUCUAGCAAAGCAUGCUUUGGAGAAUGGAGUGAGGCUCAUGGUGGAUGCAGAGCAGACAUACUUCCAACCAGCAAUCAGUCGACUCACCUUGGAGAUGCAGAGGAAGUUCAACAGAGAAAAGCCAGUGAUUUUCAACACUUACCAGUGUUAUCUUAAGGAAGCCUACGACAAUGUGACUUUGGAUGUAGAGCUGUCCCGACGAGAGGGUUGGUACUUCGGUGCCAAACUCGUUCGUGGUGCUUAUAUGUACCAAGAGAGAGCCAGAGCCCAGGAAAUUGGCUACGAAGACCCAAUAAACCCUGACUAUGAAGCCACAAACAGGAUGUACCACAAGUGUUUGGAGUAUGUCCUGGAGGAGAUUGAACACAACAGGAAAGCAAAUGUCAUGGUCGCUACUCACAAUGAGGACACUGUGAAGUUUACUCUUGAAAAAAUGAAUGAAAUGGGUCUGUCACCCACGGAGAAUAAAGUUUACUUUGGACAGCUUCUUGGCAUGUGUGACCAGAUCAGUUUCCCGCUAGGUCAAGCAGGUUUCCCAGUGUACAAGUACGUCCCAUACGGCCCUGUCAAUGAGGUGAUCCCUUAUCUGUCUCGUCGUGCUCAAGAGAACCGGGGCUUCAUGAAAGGAUCCCAGAGGGAGCGCAGCCUGCUGUGGAACGAGCUGAGGCGCAGGUUUCUGGGUGGUCAGAUUUUCUACAAGCCUGUCUACUGAAAAACAAAAAGACUGAAUUAUCUGUAAACAUUCCAUUAGCAAACACAGUGUUCACUGUGAGCUUUGUCUUGGGAGGUCAGUUUUUUUCCUUAGUUGCACUGGACAGAAGAAAAAUAUAACUUACUAAUAUAAAUAUAACUUACUAAAAGUUGUGAGAUGUAUAUUGAGAAGCGUAUGCAAGAGACAAUACAAGAGAGCUGGGUUUUAAGUGAUUAGCUAUGAUGAAACCUUAAUCAGUUCUGAAGCACGCACAAAGAUUGUCUUCUAAGGAAGAGGAAAUGCUGAUCCUUUCUGAGGACAAAGAAACCAUGAAUGAAAAUUAAUGUGUUCAGUUUGAAUGGCAAAGGUAGCUUGGCUGUAUAGAAACGCCUGUGCUUUUAAAGUGAAAAUUCUUGUAUGUUUUUACACUUCUUCCUUGUAGCAGUCACCUAAAAGUGCCUUGUAAUUUUAACAAAACUAUGAAUUAUGUCAUUUCUUUACAACUUUAAGUUUUGUUGCAGUGCAACACUCCACAAUCUUUUAAUUUGUUGAUUAGUAUGUUUAAUAUUGCUGACUUUUUCUUAAAACAAUUUAAGAAAAUGUUUUUCUGUACUAUUAUAGUACUGAUAAAAUAAAAAUGGCUCAAAUAUUUAAUGGUGGUUAUUUCCAUGUCUGGUUUAAUGGUUGAAUUUGGGCUUUUUAGUGAACCAGAGUGACUCUUUCCAGGGAUGCAUUAAUCACGUGUGACAGGUCUUAGAAGUAUUUAAUUUCAGUUUCAGCGAAAUGCUUGAGAUGUUCUUGUUAUCAAACAAUGACAGCAUUGAUUCAAACAAAACAUGAACCAUCAUGUUUCACUAUAACUAAGCCAUUUGAGAACACUGAAUAAAAUGCUUUGUCUUGGGAGGUAAAUUUUUUUCCGUAGUUGCACUGGACAGAAGAAAAUAUAAGUUUUACUAAAAGUUGUAUCAGUUGUGAGAUGUAUAUUGAGAAGCGUAUGCAAGCGACAAUACAAGAGAGCUGGGUUUUAAGUGAUUAACCACUUUUUUAAACCUAGCUCUUUUAAGUAUAAACCAGUGGCCCGGACAUAUGAACUGAACUUUGACUGUGUUCUUAGAAAAACCGGUUGUAUCAGAUGAUCAGUUUUUUUUUUGCUUUCCAAACCUGACUCAUAUGUUUUGAUGGAAAAGAAAAGGUUACAAUUGAGAAGCAGAAAAUGUGUUCUGUUCCAUCCAGAAACUGUCAAUGUGACAAAAAGCUUGGGCAUGAAUAAAUGUUUAAGAUUCAGCCAUAAUUGUCACAAAUGUAUACAUGUAAACUAGCAAUAUUUUCAACCUAUUUGAUUAUUGGCAAUGGACCACUGGUACAAUACUAAUUAAUCUGAUGGGUUUUUUUUUUCCUGUAACACCUUUUUUAGAUUGAAGUUUAUAUUUCUAUGUGCUUUGUUCUUGUGAAUUAUGACCUUAAAAAAUAAAAGUGCAAUAAAAUACCUGGA